ACAGUUUAACAAUUUUUUUUUGACAAGUUGAAAUACAUUUUUACUUGUGAUUAAAUUUGAAUCAACCUUAACUAAAAAUGGUGCGAAUAACAGCUGUACUAUCUAGAGUCCCAGUAAUUAAAUUUCGGAAAGGACUAGGUUCAUCCAAUGCCCCUUCGCCGCCUCCUGCUGCAGCAGGUCCCGCGGCAGCAUCAGCGCAAUCGUCGGUUCAAUCUCAACCUGCAGCAGCAAUGAGCAGUGCUCCUAUUUCUGACAUUGAUUUACCACUACGCUACAGACGACGACCAUUAUCGCAAGAAGAGAUCGAUCACAUCAACGGCGGAGGAGUUGUUUAGUUACCACCUUAUUGUUUGUAGAUAGAAUUUAACUAGUCAAUAUCUUAACAUAGUUGUUGGAAGAUAUUUAAAAAAAUGUUUA
Messenger RNA from Vanessa atalanta (red admiral), 417 nucleotides. RefSeq lists its product as uncharacterized. Lineage: Eukaryota; Metazoa; Arthropoda; Insecta; Lepidoptera; Nymphalidae. Gene Ontology annotation, biological process: 2-oxoglutarate metabolic process. The record is from RefSeq and is a predicted model, not a curated record. The coding region runs from base 78 to 335 and encodes 85 amino acids. The transcript is spliced from 2 exons.